Poecilia reticulata (guppy) is the source of this 1244-nucleotide messenger RNA. RefSeq names its product peptidyl-prolyl cis-trans isomerase FKBP1A-like. Gene Ontology annotation, cellular component: cytoplasm. Lineage: Eukaryota; Metazoa; Chordata; Actinopteri; Cyprinodontiformes; Poeciliidae. The record is from RefSeq and is a predicted model, not a curated record. Gene Ontology annotation, biological process: protein peptidyl-prolyl isomerization. Gene Ontology annotation, molecular function: peptidyl-prolyl cis-trans isomerase activity.
AAGUUAAACUCCGCCCUUCAUUGAAGACACGGACACACCRUUCUCCUGGAAAAGGAAAGGCUGCAUCGAGAGAACAAUGGGAGUUGACGUCGAGACUAUUAGACCCGGAGACGGAAGGACUUUUCCGAAGAAGGGUAGCACGGUCGCCGUGCACUACGUUGGCACGCUGACAAACGGGAAGAAAUUUGACUCCUCCAGGGACCGAGGAGAGCCCUUCACGUUUAAGCUGGGAGCUGGUGAAGUUAUCCGCGGCUGGGAUGAAGGUGUAGCUCAGAUGAGCGUUGGCCAGUUGGCCAAGCUGACCUGCUCUCCGGAUUACGCUUAUGGAAGCAGAGGUUAUCCACCCAUCAUCCCUGCAAACUCUACCCUCAUCUUUGAGGUUGAGCUCCUGAAAUGCUGAGUUUUUACACUGAAAGCUAUUCCAGAGUAUUGUUUUUUGGGAACUUUUUUUUCUUUUCUGUCCACAUUUUUCACAAAUGGUUCUUUGGUGAAAUGGUAACUGAAUUGUACUUGUAUAAAGCUUUGUUAGAAAUAUGGAAUCAGAAGCCUAUUCUCACACAAUAACCACCAUGCUAAUGACAACUGUGCUACAUUGGUGMUAGUCUAAUUCUCAGGCCCAUGAACUUGAAGUGAACAUUGGAUCAAUCUGGCUUCAUUAUUAUUUUUUUUUCUUCUUCUUAAAGCCGAAUGAUAUUGACAUUCCCUGUUUUUCAAAGUAAAUAUAACAGUAAUGGAAAUGGYGCAGUACUGAUAACUUGGACCAUGCUCGCAUUUGUUUUUGGGUAUCUUGUUAAAAACACACUCUGGGAAAGUUGCACUUGCACAGUUUAGACGAGAUUUUAUCAGCUUAAUAUUAUUUCAUAUUUGAUCAUAAAGCCUAACAAAUAUAUUCUGCUCCUCCUAUUKAAAUUUAUUCAUCAAUGUGCUAGAAAUGUAACAGAAUUUGACUGGUUUUCAGAAGCCUGAAUAUUUAUAUAUUAUUUUUAAUUCAUUCAUUCACAUUAAAUCAAAUAAACUAAAAGCACAUGGUUGAGAAARUGCAAGUGACACAAAAUACAAUGUUCUCACUAAAGCAGUGUUUUUUUUCCACAUGUGAUUUUUUUUUCUGUACUUUAAAAAGUAGUAAGAUGUUAAACUGACCUUAACACCUUUAGUGAAGUGUGGUUUUCUUUCUUUUUCCUUUGCAGUAGAUUGUGACUUUAUUUUGCACAUUAAAGCAAUGAAUCAAUAAGGAUUAACUCUCA